CAGAAGAAGGAAAAAUACGCAGACGUCCAACACUUUGCUCCUAUCGAAAGUCGUCGUCGUCGUUUUCGUGAGGUUUUUGCGUCCGGAAAAUAGAUAGUUUCCUUUCUCGGUAACUGUUUCUGGAUAGAUCAAAUCUGGCGGAUUACGGUUUCAAUAAUUAUUUACGCGAAACGGUGAAAAUCAGUGCUAAUCGAUCGAGUAACAUACUCGAUUUCUGUGGGGGUAGUUGUGAGCCAAGCGGGAGGGGAAAGCCAUCACAUCUAUUCCGUGUGGAGUACCAGGAAAAACUAUUUUUUCUUCGUUUCUGCUGGGGGAGGCCAUCGUGUGAAAAUCCCGUUACCGUGGGUGAAAAAUUGAGAAUCCGUAUUGGAGAAACUAUUGUGCAAUAUAACAUCGGGGCAGUGAAAGAGUUAUGUGAAAGUUUUCACGAAUCAAAGUAUCACGUCAUGGUACUUUCUGUGUUGCAGUAAAAUAAUCCAGCCGGAAGUGAAUUUUAUACUAAGGUCUGAAGUACAAGAAGAUUGGGUCACCACAAGUGAGUUCAAUCUCAAAGCUAUGUAAAUUUCAGUAAGCUACGACCCGAUCGAUUGGUGUUGUACAGAAUCAGUGGAAAUCUGAGAAAAGCGAUUCAUGUGAAUCGCAGCGGUCUACACGCUUGAAUAGAUUUUUCUCCCGAGUGCUUUGUUUGAUUGAGUGGGUUCGCAAGAAGAGUAAAAGUGGAAGGCAUAUUGUUUACACCACACAACACAACCAAAGUAACCUACCAACAGCAGAUCUGCAAGGUUGAAGGCAUAGGCUACUUAUCCGGAUCAAUCGUAUCUACUAGCAACUUAAAAGGGUGAUUGUUUCCAGUCGCAUUCACCAACGGCGGCAACAUUAGAACAAACUAAACAAACAUGACCGCAACGGACAACACGAUACGCUUCAGUGACCACACGCUGGACAAAGCGACCAAGGCAAAGGUGACACUCGAGAACUACUACAGUAAUUUGAUCGCCCAGCAUGGGGAACGCAAGCAGCGGCAGGCCAAGCUGGAGGCAUCGCUCAAAGAUGAAGGCCUCUCGGAAUCCCAGCGACAGGAAAAGCGGAUGCAGCACGCCCAAAAGGAGACCGAAUUCCUACGGUUGAAACGAUCCCGACUAGGGGUGGAGGAUUUCGAAGCCCUGAAAGUCAUCGGAAGGGGUGCGUUUGGGGAAGUACGGUUGGUACAGAAAAAGGACACCGGUCAUGUUUAUGCGAUGAAAGUUUUACGGAAGGCGGAUAUGUUGGAGAAGGAGCAGGUGGCACACGUAAGGGCAGAGCGAGACGUGCUUGUAGAGGCCGACCAUCAGUGGGUUGUCAAAAUGUACUAUAGUUUUCAGGAUUCUGUUAAUCUUUAUUUGAUCAUGGAAUUCCUGCCUGGCGGAGACAUGAUGACGUUGCUCAUGAAGAAAGAUACCCUAUCCGAGGAAUGUACACAGUUCUAUAUAGCGGAAACGGCGCUGGCUAUCGAUUCGAUACAUCGACUCGGGUUCAUCCAUCGGGACAUCAAACCGGACAACUUGCUACUGGAUGCCCGUGGUCAUUUGAAAUUAUCUGAUUUCGGUCUCUGUACCGGGCUGAAGAAAUCGCACCGAACCGACUUCUAUCGAGAUCUGUCCCAGGCCAAACCAUCUGACUUCAUCGGAACCUGUGCCAGUCCAAUGGACUCCAAAAGAAGGGCCGAAAGCUGGAAGCGGAAUCGACGGGCUCUGGCCUACAGUACGGUGGGAACACCGGAUUACAUUGCACCGGAGGUGUUUUUGCAGACAGGGUACGGUCCGGCUUGUGACUGGUGGUCUCUCGGUGUGAUUAUGUACGAAAUGUUGAUGGGCUAUCCGCCGUUCUGUUCGGACAACCCUCAGGACACAUAUCGGAAGGUGAUGAACUGGCGCGAGACUUUAAUUUUCCCACCGGAAACACCCAUCUCGGAGGAAGCUCGAGACACGAUUGUCAAGUUUUGUUGUGAAGCGGAAAGAAGGUUGGGAUCGCAACGUGGCAUUGAGGACCUUAAGCUGGUUUCUUUCUUCCGGGGUGUCGAUUGGGAACAUAUCCGAGAACGGCCAGCUGCCAUACCGGUUGAGGUUCGCUCGAUUGACGACACAUCCAACUUCGACGAUUUCCCCGAUGUUGCCCUCGAAAUUCCUGCCCAUCCAACACCGGAAGGAGAAGUGCUCAAGGAUUGGGUCUUUAUCAACUACACCUUCAGACGGUUCGAGAGCCUUACGCAGCGUGGGACUCCGACCAAAAAGUAAGACGAGAACAUCGCAUUUGUUGCUGCAAACAAUUCUUCCGGUCUACGCUCGAUUUUAUCAAUUAUCUAUCCACCACCUAACAACAACCAAACAAACUUUGCAAAAUCUAAUCUCACGCUUCGCCACAGUCAGACGUGACAGUUGCCCGAUAUGGUUAAAAAUCGUAGGAUAAGCAAACAUUGUGACAACCCUGCAGAAAUAGUCCGAAUACCGGAGGUUUUCGAUGACUCAAUAAAUCAGAUGAACUAUUAUCAACCCGUCGAAA
Uranotaenia lowii is the source of this 2538-nucleotide messenger RNA. RefSeq names its product serine/threonine-protein kinase tricornered (gene trc). Lineage: Eukaryota; Metazoa; Arthropoda; Insecta; Diptera; Culicidae. The transcript is spliced from 6 exons. Gene Ontology annotation, molecular function: protein serine/threonine kinase activity; ATP binding. Gene Ontology annotation, biological process: intracellular signal transduction; peptidyl-serine phosphorylation. The record is from RefSeq and is a predicted model, not a curated record. Bases 897 to 2273 code for a protein of 458 amino acids.